AUGUGGUUCGCCUACGGCACUGGUAUAUGCGUGAUUGUCAGUAUCAAGCACAAAAAUGGAUGGCACCAACGAGCUCUCACGGACGCCGAAUUCGUCUCGCUCUGGAAACCCCUUUUCGCACAUAUUUUGAUCUACUCGACAACGGUUACUUUGACCAAAUCCUCGAACAUUAUGAUUUAUCGUCGCAUUUUCAACCUGCGCUGGUCGUUGUAUUUUGCUAUGGCUAUCAUUAUAGGCUACUUUGUCGCUGUCAUCGUCACCGCCGCCGCUGCAUGGCGCCCUGCAUCAUAUUUCUGGCAGAAAUACACAGACCACCGCUGA
This is a messenger RNA of Penicillium mononematosum, 321 nucleotides long. RefSeq lists its product as uncharacterized. The transcript is spliced from 3 exons. The record is from RefSeq and is a predicted model, not a curated record. Lineage: Eukaryota; Fungi; Ascomycota; Eurotiomycetes; Eurotiales; Aspergillaceae. The coding region runs from base 1 to 321 and encodes 106 amino acids.